AUGUCUUCUCCCACUAUUUGUGUUAACUCUAAUUCGGAUUCAUGUGAUAUCUCAGAAACUGAUAUUCCUGCAUAUUACGAUGAUAUUAUAAAAAUAAGAAGCAAAAAUGUAGAAUUGUCUGAAACAAUAUCUCUCAUUGAAUGCCCUAAUGGAACCAAAGUUUACUUGAUAAUUGAAGACACUCAUCCAGAUGUUGUCGUCGUCGAACUCUGUGAAAGUAGGGUUAGGGCAUUGCUGAUGAAUGAAGAGGAAAUAAAAGAGCAGCUAAAGGAUAUACAACUUCUUAAAAUGCUCAAAGAAGUAAGGUUUACUUAUUUAUGUUAUAUUGCUGUUGAUCUAUGA
Messenger RNA from Protopolystoma xenopodis, 342 nucleotides. Lineage: Eukaryota; Metazoa; Platyhelminthes; Monogenea; Polystomatidea; Polystomatidae. The record is from the annotation of a GenBank genome assembly.